Anopheles coluzzii is the source of this 1643-nucleotide messenger RNA. Its product is annotated as zinc finger protein 501-like. NCBI's taxonomy places the organism in Eukaryota, Metazoa, Arthropoda, Insecta, Diptera, Culicidae. The record is from RefSeq and is a predicted model, not a curated record. Gene Ontology annotation, cellular component: nucleus. The transcript is spliced from 5 exons. Gene Ontology annotation, molecular function: zinc ion binding. The coding region runs from base 94 to 1467 and encodes 457 amino acids.
AAUGCACAAACGUCAAACAUGUUUUCCAUUCCGCCACCAAAACAGUAAACAACUCAGGUGCAGUUGGAAAAUUUUGGUUUUACCACCGUAAAAAUGAAAUUUUCAUGUGCAAUUUGUGCGGAAGUGCACAAUUUAGCGCAGUUUAAGAAGCUGCUCGAUGUGGCGGAAAUAUUUUCCCAGCUCACAUCGCUGGAGGUGUCCUCGUUGAACGAGGUAGAGCAGUUGAGAGUUUGUGAAAUUUGUCACCAGAAAUUGAUCGAUUUCCAUAGCUUCCGUUCGCUGUGCGUUGCUGCCCACACCAAACUCUCACAGGACCAUGAAGAGCUAUCCAAACUGUGCAUCGUCAAGCUCGAUGAAGCGGAAUUUCCAACCGACUGCCCAGGGGAAGAUGGUAAUGACGUAUUGGCGGAUAAUGACGCCUCCUUCGAAGAACCAUCGCUCGUAAUUGAACCCAUUACCAGCGUCGUCGUGAAGGAGGAACCAGAUGCGCACGAAUACGACGAGGAACGGCCCCAGGACACAGCGAGCGAGGAAGAAUUCGUCCCACCGGAGCCGAAAAGACGGGGAAGAAAAAAGUUGGUCACCAAAGAGAAGAGUGCCCCGGUAACACGCCGGGUCGAGCUGGCGUGCCAUUUGUGCGACGAUAAGUUCCGCACCCAGAACCGGCUCGAUGGGCAUCUGCGGAUGCACCAGGGGCUGAAGCCGGCACUGUGCAAAGAGUGCGGCAAAGAGUUUGCCGGCUGGCGGAGCUUGCGGCGCCACAUGAAGGAGAAGCACCUGAAGCUGGACAUUGGAUACUUUCCGUGCGAUUACGAGGGCUGCACCUACUCGUACACCACCCGGAAGGUGCUGCUGCAGCAUAAGAAGAAGCACGAGCCGGGCUGGGUGAAACCGGUGCCGAAGAAGUGUGUCUGCGAAACGUGCGGCAAAACGUUUUCCUCCGCUGGUUCGCUGAAGAAACAUACACUCAUCCACACGGGAGAGCUACAGUUCCGGUGCGAAAUCUGCGACAAGCGGUACUGCACCGCGUACAAGCUGAAGGUGCACGUGAUGCGCCACCAGGGCAUCAAGAACUACGAGUGUACCUACUGCGGGCAGAAGAAAACCACCCCGGACGAGCUGAAGCGGCACAUGAACUUCCACACCAAGGAGAAGGUGCUGAAAUGUGACCUGUGCGGACAGGUGUUUCUCUCGUCUGGCAAUUAUUCGCGACACCUGAAGAUUGUGCACUGCGGAAUAAAGAACUUUAAGUGCCCACACUGUGAGCGUAGCUUCGGGAAGGCGGAAACGCUCAAAAACCACAUCAUGACGCACACGGGCGAAAAGCCGUACGAGUGUUCGAUCUGCUCGAAGCGCUUCAUCCAACAGUGCGCACUGAAAACGCACCUCAAAACGCACGACAAGCGAAAGAAAGAGCCGAAGCAGAGUAGUAGUAGUAGUAGUAGUAGCGCAGCGGAGGUGCAGUAGGCCGCGAGAAGCGCGCUAUCAGUUAAGUUAAUUUAAAUUUAGUUAAAAUUUAAGGCAGGCAAAACUGGAAGUAUUUCACGUAAUGUUAGCACAGAACAGAAGUAGGGGGCGGUUUUACGCUUUCUCGUGUGACACUUUAUUAACCACAGAAACAAUUUAAUACAUUGAUAAAUGCA